AUGGAAAAAUUCAAUCCAAGAAAGAACAAGAUUGUGGAGAAACAAGGUCCAAAGCUUUGGUUAGCAAUCUCACCAACACUUGUGUUCUAUUUUCUCUAUCUGUUUCAGAUAAAUCAAUUCGUGACCUAUCUCCUUUUCUCCGACAAAGCAACCCUUAAUAUCCUUCUUAAGGCUAAACAAGAAGGAACAGAUACUUGCGCCGGAAGGUACAUCUAUAUGCACAAUCUUCCCAGCAGAUUCAAUGAUGAUCUGAUCAAGAACUGCGAAGCAUACAUCGAAUUACGCAAUAAGUGCAAUUUCCUGGUCAACUCCGGCUUCGGUCCACGGAUUUCGAAUGACGAUCAUAACCAAACCACUCAGUUCUUAACCACCGAAACCGGUUCUUGGUACUCUACGAACCAAUUCAUGCUCGAGGUUAUCUUCCGAGAGAAAAUGAGACACUACGGGUGUUUGACCAACGAUUCAUCCCUUUCUUCUGCGGUUUUCGUGCCGUUCUAUGCUGGUUUCGAUGUGAGACUAUUUUGGGGAUACAACGUGAAGCAAAGGGACGAACUUGGUGAAGAUCUGGCUCGAUGGCUUAGUGGUAGACCAGAGUGGAGGAGAAUGUACGGACGAGAUCAUUUCUUUGUGGCGGGACGGGUCGGUCGGGAUUUCAGGAGGCUUUCUGAUCAAGACUCAGAUUGGGGAAACAAACUGUUGAGGUUGCCUGAAUUUGAGAACAUGACUAUGUUAUCGAUUGAGACUAAUUCUUGGAGCAAUGAGUUUGCGGUUCCUUAUCCGAGUUAUUUCCAUCCGAAGAGUGAAAUCGAUGUUAAGAGAUGGCAGAGGCAAGUGAGGAUGAAACAGAGACGAUUUUUGUUUUCGUUUGUUGGAGCUCCGAGGCCGAACUUGAAGGAAUCUAUAAGAGGAGAGGUUAUAAGUCAGUGCCUUGCUUCACAAGGAAAAUGCAAGUUUCUUAAUUGUGAAACAAAUAAGUAUUGUGGUGAUCCGGUUAAGGUAAUGGAUGUGUUUCAAGAUUCGGUUUUCUGUUUACAACCGCCAGGAGAUACGCCUACUCGAAGAUCGACAUUUGAUUCGAUUUUAGCCGGUUGUAUACCGGUUUUCUUUAAUCGGGAUUCGGUUUAUAACCAGUACAAGUGGUUCUUCCCAAAGGAUCAUACCAAGUAUUCGGUUUACAUUUCGGAGGAAGACGUGAAAAUUGGUAAGGUUAGUAUUGAGAAUCUAUUGAUUAUGAUUAGUGAAGAGAGGAUUUUGAGUAUGAGGAACGAGGUUGAGAAGAUUAUACCGAAGAUAAUUUAUACAAAACCGAAGGUGGUUGGACCGGAUAAGAUUGAAGAUGCAUUUGAAAUUGCAAUGGCUAGGGUUCUUGAGAGAGUGUCAUUGUUCAAGAUGCCACGGAUCUAG
Molecule: messenger RNA, 1404 nt
Organism: Arabis nemorensis
Lineage: Eukaryota; Viridiplantae; Streptophyta; Magnoliopsida; Brassicales; Brassicaceae
Source: the annotation of a GenBank genome assembly